GAGCGGAAGUGGCAUGGUGCUACGUACACAGUGCACGUUCCCGUGGUUGGAGGGUUGGAGCUGUGGCUGCUGUCACCGGUGAAGUGAUGGCAGUGGAGGAGCUCAGUACACUCACACGGGCAUGAGAAGAGGACGGGGAUGGCGGACAAACCUCUCACACUCUUUGUGAAGCUAUGUGCCGCCGGGUUUUAUGGUCUCAGCUCCUUCCUGAUCGUGAUGGUCAACAAAAGUGUGCUCACCAACUACAGAUUUCCUUCUUCAAUAUGUGUCGGAAUUGGCCAAAUGUUGGCUACAGUGGUUGUGUUAUGGGUGGGCAAGGCAGCGAGGGUAAUCAGCUUCCCCGACUUUGAUAAGAGCAUACCUGGCAAGACAUUCCCUCUACCUCUUCUUUUUGUGGGGAAUCAAAUCACGGGACUCUUUGGGACCAAAAUACUUAAUCUUCCCAUGUUUACAGUUCUCAGGAGGUUUUCUAUUUUAUUCACAAUGCUGGCGGAGGGUUAUCUUUUGAAGAAGAAGUUCUCCAGACCAGUGCAGUUGACAGUAUUCACGAUGAUCCUUGGAGCAUUCAUAGCUGCCGGGGCUGACCUGACUUUUGACCUACAAGGUUAUGUGUUUAUUCUUCUAAACGAUGUCCUCACUGCGGCUAAUGGGGCCUACGUCAAGCAAAAACUAGAUACUAAGGAGCUGGGCAAAUAUGGAUUACUAUAUUACAACGCAUUAUUUAUGAUCGUCCCCACUGUGUUUCUGGCUGAAGUGACUGGGGACAUGCAGAAGGCUGUGGAGUAUGAAGGCUGGUCAGAUGUAUUAUUUCUCUCACAAUUCUUUCUGUCCUGUGUCAUGGGGUUCAUUCUGAUGUACUCCACUGUGCUCUGUACACAAUACAACUCAGCACUGACGACCACAAUAGUGGGCUGCAUCAAAAAUGUACUGGUUACUUACAUUGGGAUGGUGUUCAGUGGAGAUUAUAUUUUCUCAUGGACUAACUUCAUAGGUUUAAAUAUCAGUAUUGCAGGCAGCCUGGUGUACUCCUACAUCACACUAACAGAAGAGCAGACCAACAAAGCAAACGAAAACAACAAACUGGACAUUAAGGGCAAGGUUAUUGUAUGACAUUGAGACACUGGAUCACUUAUUUUUUAUGAGAAUGACACCUCUAUUUUUAGUACAACUUAUUUAUAUAUGGUACAAUGUUUAAGUGUUUCAAUGGAAUAGUGUUGGAAAAGCUCUGCAGCUGCCAUAGAGCCAAACCUCCCAGACAGAUUUGGGAAACUUUUUGUUUAUUAUAUUUUUUGUUUUAGAUAUUUUUUUGUUUCUAUUUAGUGAUGGUACUGUGAGUAUAGGGAGAUAAAAGGGGAACUUACAUUUUUAUUAAGACACACCUGGGUAAAUACAGGCACAUGUAAACUAAAGAAUAUUGUGGAAAAGUUGUAGUUGUUCAAAAUCAUUCAGAUUAAGUACUACAUGCACAUUGUGAUAUGUAUUUGAAGCCUUUUUAUGGUGAUUAUGCCAUAAACUGCCAAGCAGUUGAUUAAAACCAAUAUUUAGUGUUACAUAAAGAUGAAUGAAAUACGGUAAUUUAAUUUGGCAUAAGUCCCAUACCAGAGGAGCAGCUCUUUUUUUAAGCGGGGCUUUGGUUUGGCACAAUAAGCAGGUACUUGCCACCCCUUGUGGCUAGUUUCUUAAUUACAGUAUUUUAAGCAUUUAUAUUAACUGUAUUUGAAGCUGUACUUGAAAAUACAUUAUUUGCAAUUUCCCCUUUUAAUCAAACCAUUGAAAUAAUGGUAGGAUUCCGCAAUAUUCUAACCCCCUUGUGCCUUUGUAGUUUGCCAAAGUGAUUGGACGUGACAUAACUUACGGACAUUGUUUUGAAGACACAAUUCUUUUCUUUUUUGCUGUUUACAGUGAAUGUAACUUGGGAUGCCUUUAAAGCACAGUGCCAUACACUGUCUCACUUCUGCUGGUCUUUUCCCUUAAUUUUUAUUUUGGUUGCACAUUCCCUGCUUUAGGCCUUUCAGAGAUCAACAAAUAGAUGUUUAACCAUUGAAAGGACCUGUGUGACAUGGUAAGAAAUUCAUUUUGAACUGAAUCCUAUUAAACCAGUUUGGGUCCAAAUGUCCCAUCUGCUCUGUAGUUUAUCAAACCUUGUGUUGCCAGCCUAUUUUAAAUUGAUUGGACCGUGGGUGGGCAUUUCCCAUUGAGUAUUGGCGCUUUAUUGCAAACUUCAGCAUUUACAUAUCACUCCCUCAGUAUUACUGAAUGUUUUCAGUGACUAAAAUGGCUGUAGCUGGUUCUCUAUGCACAGAAUAACAAGCGUUAUUUUGUUUUGUACAUGGGGACAUUUCUCUUUAUCGCACUUUGAACUGGUGUUGCUUUGGAGAUCAAAUGUUAAAUUGAAAAGUAAGAGGUUACUGUGCUUUACUGUUACUGUUCAUUUUUUAUUUUGAGACUAAACAUUUAACAGUCAGGUACAAGGGUUGACUUUUUAUAUAUUUUGUAUUUAUUUUGUGUAGAUAUUUACCUUUCAGGGGAAAUGUAUUGUCUCAAACUCAUAACAAAACAGUGUAAUUUAUUUCAGUAUCAAAGUUUAGCUUAGUUUUUGUGAAUGUCAUUUUGAAAGUAUAUUACCAUAUGUGUUUUGUAUAAAGUUUUUUACAUUAAACAUUUUAAUACAC
This is a messenger RNA of Periophthalmus magnuspinnatus, 2672 nucleotides long. Its product is annotated as UDP-N-acetylglucosamine/UDP-glucose/GDP-mannose transporter. The record is from RefSeq and is a predicted model, not a curated record. Lineage: Eukaryota; Metazoa; Chordata; Actinopteri; Gobiiformes; Gobiidae. The coding region runs from base 139 to 1110 and encodes 323 amino acids. Gene Ontology annotation, cellular component: Golgi apparatus. Gene Ontology annotation, molecular function: GDP-fucose transmembrane transporter activity; antiporter activity. The transcript has 12 exons.